AUGGCCAAAAGUCCGGAGGUGAAGCUGGCCGUCUUCGGCAGAGCAGGAGUGGGCAAGUCAGGCUGUCAGGGAAGGAAGGUGUCUCAUUUAGAGCUGACUCGACCCCUCAACAUGAUCCUGCUGCUCAGUUUGUUUUGUUCUCUGUGGGUAGAACCGGUUCUGAAUCUGGAAGAAGAUGAAGGUUUUACUUUUGAUGGAGACCUCCAGAAAUUCACCGUGAGCAACAACAACGUUUACGUCGCUACAGAAAAGAAGCUUUACCAGCUGAGCCACGACCUGAAACUGAUCUGCAGUUUGAACCAAAGGGGGGUCUUGAAGGACGCUGACCCAUCAGAUGAGAAGAAGUUUCACCGGGUCUCUGAAUCGGCUCCGUGGACCAGAACUCUCAGAGUUACCUUGUUGUUACCAUUUGUUGAGAAUAAGACUCUGGUCAGCUGCGGAGUGACUGACAAGGAGUGUGGUUACUGUGAAGUUCUGGACCUGAAGAACAUCUCUAACCUUCUGCACAGUGAAAACAUCCUGGUGGGACCAAAGAGGCGCAGCAACGCUUCUGUCGGUUUUCUGGUGGAUGUGAAGAAAGAUUCAACUCAGACAGACACUUAUAUUCUGACAGCGAUACAACAACACAGAGAAGAAUCAAGUAGCCAGUGCAGCUCAGAUUCAAAGACAGUCAACCUUCACUCUGUCGAUAACACACAGAGUGGAGGCUUAUUUUCUGUAACCGAUGACCGCAGCACAGCUGUAAUCAGAAGUGAAGGUGAUGUGGAAUUUGUGGACGGAUUUCAGAUCAAUUCAACGGUGUAUCUGCUCUCCAACGUGCGUCCAAGCGAUGAAAAGAUCGGGUCUCAAACCAAAGUCCGUCUUAUUUGGCUUGAGAGUGAAAAAAGUAAAACGCAGACUCUCAAAUCUCUGCAAGGCGCGACCCUCAGUAUCUCUGAAGGAGGUGGAAGCUGCAGACUCAUGGCCUCCUCCAUCAUCCCGGGUGGACAGCAGGUGCUUUGGAGCGGCGUGUUCAGUGUGGACGGAGAAGAAAGCAACACAGAGCUGGUGGUGUUUGACAUCAGCCCUGAUCGCAGCAGUGCGCAGCAGGGCGGUGCGUCUUAUAUAGAUCCAAACUUCUACAUAAACAAACCUGGAACCCCGUCAGAACCAAAGAUCCUGAAACCAAAUGCGGUGCUCUUCCAGCAGAACCACAUGACAUCUGUGCUGGCAGUGAGACAGAGGAGCUGGAUGGUCUUCUUCAUUGGAACAGGAGAUGGGCAGCUCAUCAAGCUUGUUGUGGACAGAAACUAUCACCCUGCCUGUCCCAGGUUGCUCUACAGAGCCAACAAUGAUCGCCAAGUGUUUCCCAACAUCCUUCUGGACCCAGUGGAUUAUAAAUAUGUGUAUGUGCCAUUUAGAAACCAGAUCAGGCGUGAACCUGUGGCAAACUGUGGCUCAUACAGAGACGUGCAGGAAUGUUGGUCUGCACAGGAUCCAUACUGUGUCUGGUGUGGCUCUAAGAAAAGCUGCACGUUUCAAAGUGACUGCAAAGAUUCAGACUGGUUAUCCAUCCCUGAUGAAUUACACCAGAAAAUUGUUUCCCACAAAGUUGAAAUGGACCCCACUGGACAGAUCAAACUUGUCGUCCAGACACACCUGGCUGGGAGCCCAGAUGUACUGUCAAUCUUUGUCUGUCAGUUCUCUUCACCCUCCAGGACUCUAGACCAGAUAUCCUCUCCUCCAAAGUUCCCACAAUGCACAAACAUUUUUCCUAAUGAGCCUCUUCCUGCAGACGGUCUGGCUGUCACAGUAAAGAUAAGACUUGGAACGACGACACUGACAGAAAAACUGAAUGUAAUCAACUGCUCUGAUAUUCGUGGACCACAGAGUCCUGUUAUGUGUCAGAAGUGUAUCAAGGCUGGAUGUGGAUGGAGCAACAAUGCCUGCUCCUGGGCCAACCAAGGCGUGCAGAAUGACAGUUUUUGCCAAAAGAUGGAGGCUGGGAUGAACUUUUCUAGGCCAGAAAUCUCCUCCAUCGAACCCAGUGCUGUGUCUUUCUACGGCAGAAACCAUGCUUUGCUGUCAGGUCGUAACCUCCGUAGUGUGACUGGAGUGAGGAUCCAGGCGGACAUGGACUGCUCUCCACGGGAAUCUCCUGUUUGGAGCAACACUGGUGUGACUCUGACGUUCCACAUUCCCAGUACAGAUACUAAAGGCUUGGUCAAAGUGUGUCUUCUUCUCCCAGAUGGUAGCUGCCACAGUAAUGCUAUGAUCACCUACAAGUCUUCACCAGUCUGCACCAGCGUUACACCAAGCAGCUCAUGGAGGAGUGGGAAGAGGAAGAUGACACUCAGUGGGGCCCACCUGGAGUUUGUGGAGGGGGUCAUACACAGCCACAACCCUCAGAAAGUUGUUAUUCCCAGAAACAGCAGCUAUCAGUAUCUCAUCUAUGAAACACCUGCAGCUGUAAGCACUGUUUCCCACAGUACUUUGUCUGUGAAAGUAGCCAAUCAAACACUGGCCUGCUCUAGUAUUACUUACUAUCCAGACCCAGUGUUUACCAACUUCACAUCCGUGAGCAUAGGGGAUGAAGUCCGUGUCAUUAUACAGAAAGAGCCAGAUAAUCUGGAGAUAACAGCAGCAGAGCUCUCAGUUUGGGGUGUUCAUGAAGAAACACACCAUCCCUGUGUCGGCAUAGUCAAAGCCAAUAACAACAUUUUCACUUGCGAUAUCAAACAGGGAGGCAACACCACGUUUCAGCAGCUGCAGGACACCGCCGGCCAGCACUUGUUCCUCAUGGUGAGCGCUCUCACGCAGCAUAUCGCCAAAGGGUCGGUGGACAGUGUGACGGAGAAAGCUCUGUACACGCUCAGCGAGGACUGGCUGCUGUAG
Messenger RNA from Melanotaenia boesemani (Boeseman's rainbowfish), 2874 nucleotides. RefSeq names its product plexin-C1-like. Gene Ontology annotation, molecular function: protein binding; semaphorin receptor activity. NCBI's taxonomy places the organism in Eukaryota, Metazoa, Chordata, Actinopteri, Atheriniformes, Melanotaeniidae. The transcript is spliced from 17 exons. Gene Ontology annotation, cellular component: semaphorin receptor complex. The record is from RefSeq and is a predicted model, not a curated record. Bases 1 to 2874 code for a protein of 957 amino acids. Gene Ontology annotation, biological process: regulation of GTPase activity; regulation of cell migration; positive regulation of axonogenesis.